Molecule: messenger RNA, 1358 nt
Organism: Plasmodium vivax (malaria parasite P. vivax)
Lineage: Eukaryota; Apicomplexa; Aconoidasida; Haemosporida; Plasmodiidae
Product: DNA-directed RNA polymerase II, putative
Exons: 1
Coding region: 357-1358 (333 amino acids)
Biological process (GO): DNA-templated transcription
Cellular component (GO): RNA polymerase II, core complex
Molecular function (GO): protein dimerization activity; DNA-directed RNA polymerase activity; DNA binding
Source: RefSeq, a predicted model, not a curated record
GCUCAAAACGGGGAGCACAGUCACCUCGCAAUUUUGCUGACAAACCGGGGGACUUCCUCCAAGUGGAGUCAACACGGGGACCCCCAAGGUCAUUAUUGUAGUGUCACAUCGUUCCCAUUGUUAUUUGAAUUGGGUUGGCUUGGUUUGACUUCGUUUGGUUUGUUUUUAUUUUUUUAUUUUUUUUUAUUUUUGUUAUUUUCCAAACCCAGGCUCUGCGAAGGCGUUGGAGAAAGCGCCGCAAGAAGAAGCGGCCACACGAAAGAGGCCACGCUUGUAGCAGGAAAUAACUGGGCGGUCGGCGGCGCAUAAGGCUCCACUGCCGCUUCGCGGCCACUUCCCCGCCGCUCAACCUCACGAUGAACGCGCACGCGAAGGACGCCGCGAAGCGGCACGAAGUGGAAAUUACCAAGCUGACGAAGGACGAAAUGACGUUCGUGCUGCACAACAGCAACACGGGCAUGGCGAACGCGCUAAGAAGAAUCAUGCUGUCGGAAAUCCCAACACUAGCCAUCGACGUGGUGAAUGUAUACGAAAACACGAGUCCAUUCCACGACGAAUUCCUAGCACACAGAUUAGGGUUAAUACCUAUCGACAGCACAAAUGUUAAAAAUUUCGAAUUUAGGGAAAAAUGCAAAUGCAAAGAGACCUGCUCGAAGUGCACCAUUCAGUAUUUGAUCCAAGUGAAAUGCAACAAUGUUAGCAAAAUUGAAAUAACUCAUCAUGAUAUUGAGUCUGUGGAACAUGAGCCGAACGUUCCCAUGCCUGUCCCCUUGGAGGAUAGAAACAACCAGAUGGCGGAGAGCAAUGCCAUUCCAAUUGUUACUUUAUCUAAAAAUCAAACGUUGCAUAUGAAGCUAAUAGCCACGAAAGGAAUAGGAAAAAUGCAUGCCAAGUGGAUUCCUGCAAAUGUGUCCUACAGAAUUGACCACAAGGUUGCCAUCAAACAUCACCUAAUCAAUUCCCUAUCCAGGGAACAUAAGCUUUUGCUAGCCAACAGCUUAAAUAAAAAUUGCUACGUUUUGAAAAAUGCAGAGGCUCAUGAUAGGGAGGUGUCCCUAAGGCUAAAUGAAAAUAUGAGCGUCGUCAUGGCAGAGAGCUGUAUUGAAUUUCUAAACGAAUUGGGAUACAAAGACGUGGUUAAAAUUAUUUACGAUGAGACGAAGUUUCAUUUUAAGGUCGAGUCUGUUGGGUCCAUGCCGCCCGAGCAGGUUGUCGAAAUGGCCAUUGAAAUUUUGGAGAACAAGUUGAAGACGCUGGAGCCCCAAAUCAAGGCCUCCUACUACUCCAUCGACGAGGUCGCCAAGCAGCUCAAGGAGCAGGGCGUCUCCCUCUACGGAAUUCAGCUCGACCUCGAGUGA